GAGCACACAGGUCGGGUUUUUCGUCUGCAGUUUGAUGAAUUUCAAAUAGUGUCUUCUUCCCAUGAUGACACGAUACUUACUUGGGAUUUCCUUGAGCCGCAGCCUGAAACUCAUGUACUGAAUGGCACACUUCAGCAGACUUCAGGGCCUGCUGCUGUGCCAAGUGCUGAUGGUGGAGUACCUCAGGUUGAUCAGCAGAAUUUAGAGGAUUCUGAAAACGAUGAGUUUUCAUAG
Messenger RNA from Brugia malayi, 234 nucleotides. RefSeq lists its product as uncharacterized. Lineage: Eukaryota; Metazoa; Nematoda; Chromadorea; Rhabditida; Onchocercidae. The transcript has a single exon. Gene Ontology annotation, molecular function: protein binding. The record is from RefSeq and is a predicted model, not a curated record. The annotation marks the transcript as partial.